ACUUGAACACUUGUUUCCUUGCUGAGGACCUGAGGGACUGACUCUUCCUUCAUGUUGGACUCAGCCUGACGGGCCUUUGAGCAGGAAGUGCUAGUAGAACGAACUGAGCUAACCAGCUAAUAGUAGUCAGGCAGGUUAGCUCGGCAUUUAACUCGGUAGUCACAAUGGGACUGUUCGGCAGAUCACCGGAGAAACCACCAAAAGAUCUGAUCAAUGAAUGGUCUCAGAAAAUCAGGAAGGAGAUGAGAGUGAUUGAUAGACAAAUUCGAGAUAUUCAAAGGGAACAAGAAAAGGUUAAAAGAUCCAUCAAAGAUGCUGCCAAAAAGGGCCAGAAGGAUGUUUGUGUGAUCCUCGCAAAGGAGAUGAUUCAGUCCAAACGAGCUGUCACAAAACUUUAUGCUUCCAAAGCCCAUAUGAACUCUGUAUUACUCAGCAUGAAGAAUCAGCUUGCUGUACUGCGUGUAGCCGGGGCCCUGCAAAAGAGCACAGAGGUCAUGAAAGCCAUGCAAACUCUAGUCAAAGUCCCAGAGAUCCAGGCCACCAUGAGGGAGCUAUCAAAGGAGAUGAUGAAGGCUGGCAUCAUUGAGGAAAUGCUGGAAGACACAUUUGAGAGCAUGGAAGAUGGAGAGGAGAUGGAGGAAGCGGCAGAGGAGGAAGUUGACAAGAUCCUCUUCGAGAUCACAGCAGGUGCCCUUGGCAAAGCGCCGAGCAAAGUCGUAGACGCCCUGCCUGAAAUGGAGCCCACUGGAGCGGCUGCAGCUUCGGAGGAUGAAUCAGAGGAGGACAUUGAAGAGAUGCAGUCAAGACUGGCAGCUCUGAGGAGCUAAGGUGAACUGCCACUGUUGUGUUAAAGUCAGUUUGCUCACUCCAUAAAGGACAGAGAAUUGUGGUGCAGGGUUUACAGUGCUGAACUUCCUCUGUGCUUCAUAUUAUAAUUAUUAUUUCACAUAAUCAGUUGGAUUUACUAUGUGCUAUGACAGUUAAUGUCUUUAAAAAGUUUUUUGUUUUGUUUUUGUUUUUUGUUUUUUUAAUAGAACGUUUGUUCUACUCAGCCAGAAGAAAAGGUGUUUUCGCUUUUUGUCUUUUAUUAUCAGGGGAUAACCCUUGGUAAGUCUUUAUUAUCCAAAGUCAAACAGAAGGUUUAAGAAAGUGUAUAUAGUGUAAGUACGAAAAGCCUGCUGUGCCUACAGUGCUUCGUCAUAUUCUUCUCCUGUCCUAAGCUGUGGACUGGUGGUAGAGGUACUUGGGUAUUUAUGAUCCAAACAAGUGAUUGAUUAGCUGUUGAUGGAAGCCACCCCACAUAAAUCACAUCCUAGAUUACUAUUCAGCAGUAGUUCUAAUCUGUUAGAAUACAUUUUGUAAGCAACAGCUGUUCUGUUUACUAGUGCUUAGCCUAUAUUACCUGAAACACUAGAGAUGAGGUGGAUUUCUCUCUUAAUAGUUAAUUUUCUGUACAGUCAAAAUGUUUCUAUACUAUAUUUGUUCUUACAUGUGAAAUACACUCAUCAGAAAAAUGCACGCAUACUAACUUAACGUGAUGUUUGCAUCAACAUUCUGCUCAUUAAAUGUUUGACUAUGUGUCAUGAUUGAGUUCCUUCUCAGCAGGAAGAUGCAGAGGACAUUGAAAAAAUGGUUAGCACAGAACCUAUGUAUCGUGGAAGUAUUGUGUGUAUAAUUUUUCUAUGUGAAUGGGGAAAAUAAGGAAAUAAACUUUUAAGAACAGA
Molecule: messenger RNA, 1724 nt
Organism: Xiphias gladius (swordfish)
Lineage: Eukaryota; Metazoa; Chordata; Actinopteri; Istiophoriformes; Xiphiidae
Gene: chmp3
Product: charged multivesicular body protein 3
Exons: 6
Coding region: 165-827 (220 amino acids)
Biological process (GO): late endosome to vacuole transport; endosome transport via multivesicular body sorting pathway; protein transport
Cellular component (GO): ESCRT III complex; multivesicular body
Source: RefSeq, a predicted model, not a curated record